This is a messenger RNA of Oenanthe melanoleuca, 3918 nucleotides long. RefSeq names its product succinate dehydrogenase complex assembly factor 4 (gene SDHAF4). The record is from RefSeq and is a predicted model, not a curated record. Gene Ontology annotation, biological process: mitochondrial respiratory chain complex II assembly. NCBI's taxonomy places the organism in Eukaryota, Metazoa, Chordata, Aves, Passeriformes, Muscicapidae. Gene Ontology annotation, cellular component: mitochondrion. Bases 68 to 370 code for a protein of 100 amino acids. The transcript has 3 exons.
CGGAGCCGUCGCCGCCCUGGGCGCCUGCGCGGCCUCGCCGCCCGCCCCGCACGGCUCCGUCCCGGCCAUGGCUCUGCGGCUGCUGCGCGGCGCGCCCGGGGCAGCGAAGUCAUCACUUCUUUGCCACGUGCGGAGCAGCUCCAGCUCUAAGCCAGGAGGAAGAUCUGGGCCUGCUAAGCAGCCACUAAAGAAACCAAAGUUACCAGUAGGUCGGUUUGAUGAACCAGAAGAGUCCAGUAUGGAGAAGGAGCCCUUGGAAAAAUUCCCUGAUGGAAUCAAUCCUACUACAAAAGAGAGGGGUGGACCUAGAGGCCCUGAACCUACACGUUUUGGAGACUGGGAGAGAAAAGGACGUUGUAUAGAUUUCUAAUAUUUAAAUGUCUGUAUUGCUAAUAAAAUAUUUAUAGUUGCUAAAAAAUAUAAUGUACAGAAAAAUCACACCUGGAUUUCUCAUGGAGCUUAUCAUUUCUGUUGUGCCACCAAAUUCUGUCAUGUGAUGAAUUUUCUGAAUAAUGCAAUGUAAUUAAAUGCAGUGCUGCAGCUCAGAUUAUGGAGCUGUUAGUGGCUCAGUGUCUGCCUGAUCUUCAAUACUAUUUACACUGUGCAAGUAUAAAUGCAAGUAUGAAAUUGUGUAGUCAGGAGCUUAUUGAGAUGUAUAAAGCCUUGUAUUUCUUCAUGAAUGUAAAGAUUUACGUGGUGUUGUAAAAGUGUUGAAAGAACUUUGCAUUUCAUGAACCUGGACGCCAUGAAAAGUAGAACCAACUCUGAAGAGAUCAGUAAGUCACUGAUUUCACACAGUAGUUCCCUGGUAAAAGCCCCUUUACUCAAGAACCUUCCCUCUGUCCCCAUUGCAGUGAGUUGGGUGUUUCUUCCUGUUUGUAGGAAAGGGACAGUCUUGUCUCUGAUUGAGGACUGUAAGUACCACAAUGGGAAUGAAGACUUAAUUUUGGAGAGGGUCAGCGCUUGAUUGCAAGGAGUGUGUGUAGAGGUGCUCUAUUUGCAAUUCUAGAACACUGUUCUUCAUCACCUGUCUUCUUCAUGCUAUUUGCAUUAUCUUUUCUUUUGUAAGUGGAGGUGCCCUUUUGCACAUGGGCUAAAUGCUGCUUGGGAAAAAUGUCUGAAACCUUAUGGUCAAAGGGGACAAAUUCCAUUAGGUGAUCUAAUAUUGCACGUCUUAAAACUAAGUUAUCUGGCAUCAAACUAAAUAUCUGUCAGCCAGACUGAGCUCAGUUCUUCAUUCAAGAACUUGUCUAGUCAUAAGUACUGUAGUAGUAAAGUGUAAAUCUACCACUUGUGUGAGUAAUUACUAAUGAGAGUAAGUUGUCAUUUAAAUGUGUGAACGUGUGCUCUAUUUCUGUGCAAGUUCUUUUUGGUAGCCUGAACAAAUGGAUCUUCUUUUUCUAGAGAAAGGUGUGGGUUUUGCCUUUGCAUGGUUUAACCAGAGAAAUAAAGCUUGUUGGUCUUGUCAAAAACCGGAGCAGCCUCCCCUAAAACUCACCUGACUGGCAGCCAGUGGGGGAGCUCCUUGUUGAAGUCUGACAGUUAGUGUAUCCAGUGUGUAUGUUAGAGACAUAGUCUUGCUAUAAUCCUGAGUUUGGAUGUUUGUCUCAUUGAGGUGAUUCCCUACAAAAAUACUGAAGUUGUUCAGUUAUAAAUACCUCACUGACAAGCAAAAUGGGAUUAAUGAAAGCUCAUAAAAGGUGUUAAUUAGUGGUAAUUAAAUUUCAAACCUUUGAAUUAUGCAGCAUGGCUUGGAUAUUAGAAAUUUUUUUUAUAUUUAUAUCUAAUUCAUUCUAGUUUCUCUUUCGUAGAGUGACAUAUUUUUCCAAAAUCUCUUGACAUUUCCAGUUACCUAAAGAUAGACUGGGUCAGCUGUCUUUAAUAUAUGCUGUUGUUAAUUUUUUCUGGUUUUGCCUUUUCAGUUGCUGGUGUGUUGAAAAAUACUUUCUCACACAAUACACUGCCUUUUCAAAUAGGAAGUGGAAAUUUUAAUUGGAAGCUUCUGCCUUUUCUGCAUCAUUAAUAAUAGGCUUAACAUCUUAAUUCGUGAAGAGGUGGUAAAAUACUGCAGUUAUUUAUUUUUUAGUUCUAAAUAUUCUCCAUGGAUUGUUGCAUUACUUCAUUAUCUUCUCAUACCAUGUUUUACCCUUCCCAGCACACACUCCAUGAAUGUUUAUCUAGUUGCACUUCUUGGCAUUCCUGAUUUUCAAAUCUAAUUGCUUUCCUCAGUGUUGACUGCAGGUGCAUUCCUCCCUGGGUACAGAAUUAACACUGUUUUGAUUUAGCAUACGAGGAACUGGUCUCACUUUUCCAUCAUUUUCCUUACGUUUCAGUUGCUUGUCUUUGGUCUCCCUCAGCAUUGUGCUUAAGGGCUGACCCAAGUAGUGUCCAGGCCCCUGUUUGUCUUCUUUCAUGUCGGUGAUGACUGCUGCUGCCACAGGCAGGCAGUCCUUCCUGUCAGAGCUCAGGAACGUCCUAGACACUCCCUGCCAAUAUCCAUGAAGUACCUGGAUUUGGAAGAUAAUUCUGAGAGCACUAGUAUCUGUACCAGUAAGACAGUGUCUCAUAAAGGCAGAGAUUUUUCUUUCCUUCAAAAAAUGGAAUCACAGAAUAAUUGAAGUUGAAAUAAACCUCUAAGAUCAUCAAGUCGAACCAUUAACCCAGCACUGUCAAGUUGGCUACUAAAUCGUAUUCCUAAAUGCCACAUCUACACAUCUAAAUACCUCCAGGGAUGGUGACUCAAUCACUUCCCUGGGCGGUCUGUUUUAAGCUUGACAGCCCUUUCAUUGAAGAAAUUUCUCCUAAAAUAAAAAGGCUGUUGUUAAGCCAUGUUAUAAAUAGCUGAAAAGGAACUGGUGCAUGGGAAAUAAAGACCACUUCGGUCUUGAGCAACUUCAAGCAUUUUUUGCCACCUCACAGGUUGGUGCCAGUAACCAAGUAUUUGCUUAACUUGUUUAUGGAAUGUGUCAGUAAGAUAUAGGAAACUGAACAAAUAAGCAAGAUAAUACGUAAGAGCCAAAGAGUGAGUGCCAAGGGCCUUCUUAUGUUGGCUGGCAAUCUGGCAUUUACCAAAAAGAGGAGCUCUGGAUUCCAGUAACAGUUAAGCACAAAAUCCUAUGGUGCUGCAAAAUCUCUUGUGUUACCUCUCAAAAGUGAUCAGGGAUUGAAUGUAACAAAUGAUACAAUGAUUUUGAAGGGUAUAAACAAUCUUUUCUCUUUGUUUUCUUGCAGUGCCUGUAGUUAAGAAAGCAGCACUUCAGCACUUUUUUGGAGCUGUCUUCCUGCCCUUCCCAGAUAAUUACUAUUAGAAAUACACUGAAAUUUAGCAUUAGGAUGACAAAAUGGCUAGGGGCAUUAGCUAUUAGAUCAGCCAUAUAUAUGGUUUUAUUAUGAUCAAAUAUUUUUUGUAGCUCUUUUUGUUAGUAUAAACAGUGAAGAGCAGCAGGGAUUGUCUCCUGGCAUUUUUUGUUAACUUUCUAGGAGACAAUACAAAAAUUGUUCUGUGUGUGUAAGCAAAUUCUUACAGUACUGCAGGAUGCUUGCUGCUCUAUUUGUUUUCUUUACUAAAAAUCUGUAUGUUGUGUUUCUGCAGUAGGUUUUCUCUUUUAAACUUGUUUCUGUUACUUGGUGAUGCAUUUGGUACAUUAUUAAAAUUAUGAAACCUUUAUCGUUUGAAGGAAUUGCACCAUAAAUAUAUGAAGUUUCAAUUUACAGUAAAAGAAAAUAUUUGCUAUAUAUUGCCUUGUUUGGAAAGUAUGUAUUUCAGUGUUGAUUUUAUUAAGUUGAAACAUAGGAUAUGUAAUAGAAUCACAGUAAAAUUACCUGUCAUAGUAGCAUAAGUUUGUAAAGCACCAUAGAAUGUUGUUAUAAAUCUUUACUACUUUUUCAGUUGACUGCAAUAAAUGAUGACAAAUUCCA